Knipowitschia caucasica is the source of this 369-nucleotide messenger RNA. NCBI's taxonomy places the organism in Eukaryota, Metazoa, Chordata, Actinopteri, Gobiiformes, Gobiidae. The record is from the annotation of a GenBank genome assembly.
AUGGAGGGCAUGAACGAGGUGAACGAGGAGCUGCUGCAGAGGCUGACCAAUGGGAUGAGCGAACCUGAACAAGCCGCUGGUGAUCCCGCGCUCCGCAGAGACAAGCGUGCCGCUGGACUUCCACUCUCCCCGCGGAGGAAGUGGCAGAGUGGCUGCGAGGGAAGGGCUUCACUGACGCGUGCACAGCUCUUCUCCUUGAAUAAAGAGGAGCUACGCGCUGUGAUUCCUAAAGAGGGCGCUAGAGUGUACAGCCAGCUGACUGUCCAGAAAGCACUGCUGGAGGAUGCGAGGAGAGCCACAGAGCUGGAAACAGUUAUGGAGAAACAGAAACUCAAAGUCGACCAUAAUUUAGAGAGCGGCACAUUGUGA